Molecule: messenger RNA, 1338 nt
Organism: Aspergillus thermomutatus
Lineage: Eukaryota; Fungi; Ascomycota; Eurotiomycetes; Eurotiales; Aspergillaceae
Product: BNR repeat-containing protein
Exons: 2
Coding region: 1-1338 (445 amino acids)
Source: RefSeq, a predicted model, not a curated record
AUGGUCACUCCAACAACUUAUAUCCUAGGCGACGACCCCAACACAACGCAUCGCUUGAAUGCCUGCUCUUUCCAACAAUCAGCCAUCACAACUUUCUCCGGCCACCAAUACGCUGGCUUCUACACCUCCAAAUUGUCUCUUGGUCCCAGACAGGUCACGCUUGCACGCCAUGAUAUUACCAAGCCUACAUCGCCGUGGCAAUGCUUGACCUUUGAAGAUUACCAGCAGACAACAGAUGACGGACACAACGCCAUCUCCAUUGGCAUCUGCGCCGGCGACGGUACGAUACACAUCGCUUUUGACCAUCACUGCGACACGCUGAAAUAUCGCGUCUCACGACAGGGACUAGCCCACGACACCAGCCCGACAAGCUGGAAGCCAGAGAACUUCGGUCCCAUUCUCAGCCAUCUCCCUGGACAAUCCGCUGACCUGGUCAACGUAACCUACCCUCGCUUCCUCCCCGCAGGGAACGAGCUAUUCUUCGAAUGCCGCAUCGGCAAAGCAGGCGCCGGCUCCGACAUCCUCUACCGCUACGACAGCAAGACAGCACAUUCCGUCCCCCUCGGCACCUAUCUCAUCGGCACCAAAUGCAACCCGUAUCCCAACGGACUCUCCUUCCAUCAAGGCACCAACACCCUCCACGUCACCUGGACCAACCGCCACUUCAUCGACUACGAAGGCGCUAAUGACCACACAUCCACCGCACAUAAAGCACAAGCUGGCCCAAACGGCCCGGAAAACAACGAGGGCCUCUACCACGCCUAUGCCACCAACAGCGGAACCACCUGGCACAGUUCCCGCCGCGAGCUAGUCACCACACCAUCAGGCCUAGAUUCCCAGGACACCAGGCUCCAGGUGAAAGACAUCCCCCGCAACAGCGGGAUCAUGAACCAGGAGGCCCAGCAUGUGGAUGUACACGGGGGCAUCCACGUCCUGAACCGCGAGAGCACGACGGGUCAGGAGAGCUGGGUGCAUUACCAUUGCCCUCCCGACGGGGACGGAGACGGUGGACGAUGGGGUUUCGCUCCGUUGCCGCUUAUCUACCCGACUCCGACUGGGCCUCGCGGGAAGGUCGUCUACUGCGCGAAGACGGAUGCGGUGCUAUUUGUUCUUCCGUCGAAUACCGAGAAUGAGGUUAUUAUCGCGCGGUCGCGGCGAGAUAAUGUGCGGGCGGACUUUCGAGUUGUGUGGCGGGGCGUGGGGUUUGUCGGCGAGCCGUUGGUGGAUGAGGAAGCGCUGUUGGAGUUUGAUGUAUUGUCGAUAUUCAUGCUCAAGGAGACUGAGAUGGGAGGUAGAAAGAUCAUCGUAUUGCAAUUUGAUGUUGAUGAUCUGGUGUAG